AUGGGAUCCUAUGAGAGAGACAGCGACGUCGGGGAUCAGGCAGCCGGUAUGUCACCUACGCUAUUCGAGCGACGUAUGAGCGAUAACGGAUCAAGCACUCUCAGAAGAAUGUCCUCAACCACUUAUUCCACCGACGAAACAGCUCGUGGAAGCAGCAGUGGAAAUGAUCAGAAUGGUUUUGAGAAGUUUGUUCGUGAUCAACAAGAUAGCAUCACCGUUCAACCACCACACUUUAAACCUCUUAGUUCGAUCAAUGUGCUCAACGAGAAACUAGUGAAAAAUCUGCGUGGAAUGGAGUACGAAAAACUGCUUCCUCUGCAAGCGUAUUCUACACAGAUACUACUAUCAGGCUCACAUUUGCUAGUGCGUGCUCCAACCGGGAGUGGGAAGACGGCUGCUUUUUUGAUACCAGCCAUAGAGUAUGUAAUUAGAUAUAGCGAGUCUACCAAUUGGAGAACGAAAUUUCCUCUUGUUUUGAUUAUUGGAAAUACACAAAAUUUGAUGGAGCAGACAUUCAAAUUUGCUUGCGCAAUGGCUGGUUAUGACCCGGAUCGAGAAAUUUCUACAACCCAAGUAUGUGUAUUAGAUCUGUAUUCCGGCGGCUCCGGUUUCCAAAGAAUGAGAUCCAACAAGUCAAUGGAGCAGCAAAUAGUUAUUGCCACAUGUGGUGGAGUGCUUUUAGCAGUUGAGAAGCAAAAGUUAGAUCUUUCACAACUCAAACUACUCAUAAUUGAUGAAGCAGAUAAAAUGGUGGAUAUUUCACGUGGAUUUGGUUUUGACGUGCAAAAUAUUCUUUCGAAAAUUCCACAAGAAACAAAAGAACAACUUGUUGUCGCAGAGUUCUCAGCGACAUUCUUCUCGGAGGAUAACGAAAUACACAUUUCUGAUUUGGACAAAGAGCUUUUUCGAGGUGAGAUCCCCGCACUCAUAGAUAUUCCUGCCCCUAGAGGUUAUAUUACUCAGCGAGUGAUAGAGAAGGGCGAACGUGUACAAGGCUCGCCUGGAUGGGUACCUAAUUUUGAUAAGGAUCUUAGUUGGUUGGUUGGGUUACUUGAAGGUGAUUUGAAGAUGUAUGGUAUGAAGAAAGAAGGACCUUUCACAAAGUCAACAGUGAUAUUUGUGGAACGAAAAAUCACCUCGAAUUACUUAGCAAUAUUUUUCCAGCUGCUUGGCUACCGUAUGGAACCCUUGAACUCAGACUACACCACAACGGACAAUAGGAAUACACUUGCAAAAAUGGAGAAUGGUGAGAUUCAAGGAGUAGUAGCGACAAACAAGCUGGCUCGAGGACAAGAUAUUAAGGCAGUGGAUCAUGUCAUAAUUUAUGAGAUGGCGCAGAAUUUUGACGACUACACGCAUAGAAUUGGUCGCACUGGUAGGAUGGGAAAAGGCGGAAGAGCAACAGUGUUUUUCAGUGUCCUCAACGAUUACCCUCAUGUAGUACCAUUGUUUGAGUUCAUGUCCUACCACAAUCAAGUCAUUCCAAAAUGGCUCUUCGAUGAAUAUAAGAAGAUAAAACGCAUUGAAAGCCAAGAAGCGUCGGAUAGUUUUGUAUCGGCUACUUCGAAUGUGUCAUCUGAAGAAUCUGAUGAAGACAGUAAUGAGGAACUGAUUCAGAUUGAGAAUAAUCGAAAUGCUCUGGAUUGA
Necator americanus (New World hookworm) is the source of this 1647-nucleotide messenger RNA. RefSeq lists its product as uncharacterized. NCBI's taxonomy places the organism in Eukaryota, Metazoa, Nematoda, Chromadorea, Rhabditida, Ancylostomatidae. Gene Ontology annotation, molecular function: nucleic acid binding; ATP binding. The record is from RefSeq and is a predicted model, not a curated record. The transcript is spliced from 19 exons. Bases 1 to 1647 code for a protein of 548 amino acids.